Molecule: messenger RNA, 1208 nt
Organism: Alosa sapidissima (American shad)
Lineage: Eukaryota; Metazoa; Chordata; Actinopteri; Clupeiformes; Clupeidae
Gene: gtf2f2a
Product: general transcription factor IIF, polypeptide 2a
Exons: 9
Coding region: 121-918 (265 amino acids)
Biological process (GO): transcription initiation at RNA polymerase II promoter; transcription by RNA polymerase II
Cellular component (GO): transcription factor TFIIF complex
Source: RefSeq, a predicted model, not a curated record
UAACUACAAGUGCCAGCCCUCUUUGGAAGAGGGAACGUGGGAUAACGUUACUAACAGUUGCUAAUAAUUAAGUUUAGAAAGAAAUUCUGUGUGUUACUUAUAUAUUCGCGUUAUUUCAGUAUGUCAGACAAGGGAGACGUAGAUCUAACUGGAGCUAAACAGAAUACUGGCGUCUGGCUUGUAAAAGUUCCUAAAUAUCUUGCACAGCAAUGGACCAAAGCAACAGGCAGGGGCGAAGUGGGGAAACUACGCAUUUCCAAGAACCAAGGGAAAGCAGAGGUCUCCUUCACCCUAAAUGAAGAACUGACCAUUCUAGAGAGCUCAGGGGAGAAGGCGACUCAGGUCAACGUACCCCGAGAGCAUCCGUUCACUAUGCAGACUGUCGGAGGGCAGACACUUGCAGUUUUCACUGAGACGGCUUCAGGCCAGUCAGAGGCCGACGGCAGCACCUCAGGGCCCGGGACGGGCCCAGACAAACUAGCUCUGGAGGGCGUUGUGGUGCAGAGGGCUGAAUGUCGUCCAGCCGUCAGUGAGAACUACAUGAAGUUGAAGAAGCUUCAGAUUGAGGAGUCCACCAAACCAGUCCGCCUGUCUCAGCAACUGGACAAAGCUGUAACUACCAAUUACAAGCCAGUUGCAAAUCACGCAUACAAUCUCGAGUAUGAGAGGAAAAAGAAGGAGGAAGGCAAAAGGGCCCGAUUAGAUAAGCAGCAGGUACUAGACAUGCUCUUCUCUGCGUUUGAGAAGCAUCAGUACUACAACAUCAAAGACCUGGUGGACAUCACCAAGCAGCCAGUGAUCUACUUGAAAGAGAUUCUUCGUGACAUUGGGAUCUACAAUGUGAAGGGCACCCACAAGAACACCUGGGAGCUUAAGCCAGAAUACAGGCACUACCAAGGAGAGGAGAAGAGUGAGUGAGCACAUCAGAGAUGAUUAGGACUUCAACCAUCUCAAGUGGAUGCAGGGCAGGGUCCGGGUUGUCCAGAUGUCGGGGGGAAAAACAGUUUGGAUGGAGUUCCAUGGUCUACCCCACUCCUGCCCCUUGUGUGUUUGUGUGGUGUAAAGACUUUGUUCCUUCUUCCUACACCCACGAGAAGUCCACUGUCCACUGCACUGGCCUAAGGACAAGCCAACAGGGAUGACCUUGUGUUUAACUAGAAUAGGCAAAGUAAAGGAGGUUUUUUUUGAAAGGCCUUAAAUUGUUUAAA